This is a messenger RNA of Diceros bicornis minor, 609 nucleotides long. RefSeq names its product ral-GDS-related protein-like. The coding region runs from base 292 to 609 and encodes 105 amino acids. Gene Ontology annotation, biological process: positive regulation of GTPase activity; Ras protein signal transduction. Gene Ontology annotation, cellular component: plasma membrane. Lineage: Eukaryota; Metazoa; Chordata; Mammalia; Perissodactyla; Rhinocerotidae. Gene Ontology annotation, molecular function: guanyl-nucleotide exchange factor activity. The transcript is spliced from 2 exons. The record is from RefSeq and is a predicted model, not a curated record.
AACCUUUCUCUUUAUCCGGCUCCAGCGCCAGCUACAGAGCUCCAGCCAGCAGCAGAAGCAGAGCAGUGGGCAGUGGUGGAGGUAGAGCUGGCUCCAGCUCUGUUGACAUCACCCCUUCUAGCGCUGGAGCCAGCGUCCCCUCUAUCAGCAGUGUUGGCUCUGGGGCAAGGGCCAACAUCGGCUCCAGCAGGAGUGAGAACUGCUGAGCUGGAGUCACCUGGACCAUCAUUUCUAGUGGGAAAUCCAUCUCCACCUGUGCUUGUUAAGCAGCGUGAGAAGAAGCCUAACAUCAUGGCCUUCCCUCCUAAGCUGGUGGUGGAGCAGUUGACCGUGAUGGAUGCGGAGCUUUUCCGGAAGGUGUUGCCCUCUCAGUGCCUGGGCUCCACCUGGGGCAAGAGGAACAAGCCCAGCAAUGAGCACCUGGCACCCACUCUCCAGGCCACCGUCGACCACAUCAGAAGGGUGGCCAGCCUCGUCAUCACCCCCUGCCUCGGGGACCCGAGCAUAAGGGUGCUGGACAGGGCUAGGGUGGUGGAGCACUUGAUCCAGGUGGCCCAGGUGUGCUGUGGGAGGCCCAGUGGAGCCCCUCUCUGGAGCCUUGGGAACUGA